AUGGCUGCAAAUAACGUCGCAAUUGACUUUAUUGAUGAAUUGGUUCCAGUUUUGAAAAUAUUUAUUAAAGAUACAAGAAUAGUACAAGAUAUAUAUCUUUCUAGUUUCAAGUGUACUGAGAUUAUAACAAAAGUUUUGGCAGAACGCGAGACUGAGAAAACAGUAGAGGAUUUGCAAAAAAAUAAAUUUUCAGUUUUAAUUGAUGAGUCCACUGACAACAGUUCAACAAAACUUAUGUGCGUGCUAGUAAGAUAUUUUGCACCGGAAGAAAAUAAAACUCUAACGAAAUUACUAGAUUUACUUGAAGUUGAUUCUAAAGAUGGUACCCCAGAAAACCUUAAUGCAACUUUUAAAACAAAAAUGGAAGAAAGAGGAGUAACUCUUACAAAUAUUGUAAGUCUUGCUUCUGACAAUGCGUCUGUCAUGGUGGGCUGCAAUAACUCUUUUUACACAUGUUUGAAGGCAAAUGUACCAAAGUUGAUCUUGAUGAAUUGUGUUUGUCACAGUUUUGCUUUAGCUGGUAACAGUAGUUGCAAAGUUAUGCCUGAAUCUUGCGAAUAUUUAGUCAAAGCUAUUGCAACUUAUGUUACCUCAAGUCCUAAAGGCACUGCCGAGCCAAAGGAAUUUCAAGAAUUUAUAAAUAAUGAAUUUCACAUGAUUUUAAAACUUGCAACUACGAGAUGGUUUUCAUUUAAACACUGUAUUCAUCGAAUAUGA
Messenger RNA from Belonocnema kinseyi, 717 nucleotides. RefSeq lists its product as uncharacterized. The record is from RefSeq and is a predicted model, not a curated record. Bases 1 to 717 code for a protein of 238 amino acids. The transcript has a single exon. NCBI's taxonomy places the organism in Eukaryota, Metazoa, Arthropoda, Insecta, Hymenoptera, Cynipidae.